UAAUCGUUUACGCGACGGUAUUUUCCUUCAUCGAAACGUGGCAGCAAAGUAUGUGCUGUUGGCACUUCUCUCAAAUGUAUCUUUCCAACUCUUCCCAUGGAGUAAUCUUUUCAUUACCGUGAGUGACACGGUUCUGUCAUACGAAAAGCAUGAAGUGGCAUAUAGUAUUUGCAGCUUUUGCUGCUUUAGCUCUUACCAUACAUGCAGAGGAAGAGGAAGAAGCUGCAAAACUACUAGUAUCUAAACAAAUUCUUAACAAGUACCUUGUAGAAAAUAUGGAUAUUGUAAUCAAAUACACAGUUCACAAUGUAGGUAAUGCAGCUGCAUUGGAAGUUGAAAUCACAGACAAUUCUUUCCAUCCUGAUCAUUUUACACAUGUGAGCGGAGAAAUAAAUGCAAGGAUAGAUCGUGUUCCACCUCACACAAAUGUCACUCAUACAGUAGUCGUGAAACCACGUAUAUCUGGACAUUUCAAUUUCACAUCUGCAGAAGUUUUAUAUAGACGUAAAGAAGAUGCACCUAGAAUGCAAUUCGCUGUAAGCAGUGAACCUGGUGAAGCAAUUAUUGUAUCAUUUAGAGAUUAUGAUAAACAAUUUUCUUCUCAUGUGGUCGAUUGGGCUGCAUUCGCUGUGAUGACAUUACCUUCGUUAGCUAUUCCUUUUGCAUUAUGGUACUCAAGUAAAAGCAAAUAUGAAAAAUUACUUAAAACAUCAAAGAAACAUUAACCAUACAAAUUCGUCCUGAGUCAUUUGAAGAAGGCGUUUUUCCAUAUACAGUUAUAAGAAACUUGACUGUUCCAUUAUGUACAUCUAAUUUUAUAAUAAACAUUAUUUAUAAAGAAUUUA
This is a messenger RNA of Hylaeus anthracinus, 845 nucleotides long. It is a transcript of the gene SsRbeta, whose product is annotated as translocon-associated protein subunit beta. Bases 150 to 725 code for a protein of 191 amino acids. Gene Ontology annotation, cellular component: endoplasmic reticulum; membrane. The record is from RefSeq and is a predicted model, not a curated record. The transcript has 4 exons. NCBI's taxonomy places the organism in Eukaryota, Metazoa, Arthropoda, Insecta, Hymenoptera, Colletidae.